ACAGCCUCAUUGUUGCUGCCGCUGCCCCUGCUGCGGCUGUGUGGUCUGUCAGCAGCUGGAAAGAACUGCAAGGGUUUAGAGGAACUGCAGGUCUGAAGACUGAGCGCUGCUAAAUGGUAUCCCCGUCAACAAAGUAGACGAGACCCCCUGCAGGGUUGGAAACUUGGACUUAUUACUGCUUCAUCCACCUGGAGAAAGCAGGCAGCGCCACAGAGGAAAAGGGGGAGAGAACCACUGAGAUAAAGGCAGAACACCAGGAAGAGGAUGUUUUGAGAAGUGUUUCAGAGAAACUUCAAGUCACUAAAGAUGGAAAACGAGACAGUAAGUGAACUGAACCAAACACAGCUUCAACCCAGAGCAGUGGUGGCCCUAGAAUACCAAGUGGUCACCAUCUUCCUUGUGCUCGUUAUUUGUGGUUUGGGCAUCGUGGGCAACAUCAUGGUGGUCCUGGUGGUCACGAGAACCAAGCACAUGAGGACCCCCACAAACUGCUACCUGGUGAGUCUGGCAGUAGCUGAUCUCAUGGUCCUGGUGGCUGCUGGCCUCCCCAACAUAACAGACAGUAUCUAUGGGUCCUGGGUCUACGGCUAUGUGGGAUGCCUCUGCAUCACUUACCUCCAGUACUUGGGCAUUAAUGCCUCCUCUUGUUCCAUCACAGCCUUUACCAUUGAGAGGUACAUAGCAAUCUGUCACCCCAUCAAAGCCCAGUUUCUCUGCACAUUUUCCAGAGCCAAAAAGAUCAUCAUCUUUGUCUGGGCUUUCACAUCGAUUUACUGUAUGCUCUGGUUCUUCUUGCUGGAUCUCAAUAUUAGCACCUACAAAGAUGCUAUUGUGGUGUCCUGUGGCUACAAGAUCUCCAGGAAUUACUACUCACCUAUUUACCUAAUGGACUUUGGUGUCUUUUAUGUUGUGCCGAUGAUACUGGCCACCGUCCUCUAUGGAUUCAUAGCUAGGAUCCUCUUCUUAAAUCCCAUUCCUUCAGAUCCUAAAGAAAACUCUAAGACAUGGAAAAAUGACUCAACCCACCAGAGCAAGAAUAUGAAUUCAAAGACCUCUAAUAGAUGUUUCAACAGCACAGUAUCUUCAAGGAAGCAGGUCACCAAGAUGCUGGCAGUGGUUGUAAUUCUGUUUGCCCUUUUAUGGAUGCCCUACAGGACUCUUGUCGUUGUCAACUCGUUUCUCUCCAGCCCUUUCCAAGAAAAUUGGUUCUUGCUCUUUUGCAGAAUUUGCAUUUAUCUCAACAGUGCCAUCAACCCAGUGAUUUAUAAUCUCAUGUCCCAGAAAUUCCGUGCAGCCUUCAGAAAGCUCUGCAACUGCAAGCAGAAGCCAGUGGAGAAACCCGCUAACUACAGUGUGGCCCUAAAUUACAGUGUCAUCAAGGAGUCAGAUCAUUUCAGCACAGAGCUUGAUGAUAUCACUGUCACUGACACUUACUUGUCUGCCACAAAAGUGUCUUUUGAUGAUACCUGCUUGGCUUCUGAAAUAACCUUUAAUCAAAGCUGAUUCAUGAAUAAGAAGAAAAUGGACCACAAAGUAAAUGAGAAUCUGUGCCGUUAUCAGCCCAAGAGGAAACAGCCAAUACUUGUACGUGAAGACAGAGCAGAUAAAGUCUUUGCCAACGUUCUAAUAAAUCCUGGCCCAAGAUACUUUAACACAUGAUUCAUAUUUUCCUUCUAGUAUCACAAAAAUGUUUCACAAAAAAAUGAAGCAGAUUUGUGAAAGAGCCAAAUGGUAGAAACUGACAGUGAAGCUCUUUCCAUUUAAUUUGAGAAACUCACUAUAUUUCCUGGGGCUGCGAAGUUUAGAUAAAAUCUAGACAUCGAUUUAACAUUAUUCAUAAUAAAUGUAAUUUCUCAAACUCCCCCAAAUUACUUGUCCAUUUGGUAAUUUGCAACAUGUAAGUGUUUAAAUGUUUGCAUUUAACAUUUCAUUUUAACAAAGUACAGUGCUAUUUCAUGCAUCUCUGAAACUACAGGGGAAAAUAGAAAAAAAUUGUUUAUUGAGUAAAAAUGAGAUUUCAGACAAAUAUGUUCACUAUAUGAAAAACAAAAACAAAUGUCAUAAUGCUUAUAAAAUUCUGAGAUGAUUUUUUUUAAUUCAAGUACAGCUGGCACACAGUGUUACAUUAGUUUCAGGUGUAAAACAUAGUGAUUUGACAGCUGGAUAUGUUAUGCUGUGCUCACCAGAAACGUAGCUACCAUCUGUCCCCGUACAACACUAUUACAAUAGUAUCGACUAUCUUCCCUAUGCUGCACCUUUCAUCCCCUGGAAGAUUCUUAUGUCUUAUAAAGUAGAUGUCAUCAUUCAACUUUAAUGGAAAAUAAACCUCAAUAUAGCUGGAAUUACAAGUUGGGAAGACAUGUAGAUUUCAUUUUUAGAUGAAUCCGACUCUGAACCAACUCUUUGAACCUCCUAAAUGAUGGGUGAGACAGGAGAAAUCUAUUAAAUAACUAUGAAGAUACAAACUAAUGUGUGAGUAAUAUUGAAAUGCAGAGACAGGACAAGAGUGAGUAUUUAAAAUAAGGUUUUACUCUUUCUCUAAAAUUUUUAAGGAAGAAAAUCCUUUUUGAGCAUUCUUUGUGUAUAAACUACUGAGCCAUGUCAAGCGAAUCCUUCUAGUCAAUCUAGCUUAAAAAGUUUGAAGCAUGCUCAAGAGCUUUGUUGCUGUUAUAAGUCAGCCAGAGUCUGACUAUUACACUUCCAGAUGAAGACUCCCCACAGAGCAUUGUAGUCUAUGGACUUUUAAUUUGUCUGCAACCACCUUUCCUUCCCACCUGCUUGUCAUUUGUAGAUUUGGAAGGUUGUUGUUGUUGUUGUUGUUGUUGUUUUUAUGCUAGUGAUAUUUUGUUUACAGAUUUUAAGUCAAAACAAUGCAAAAGUCUGUUGGCUUUACUUUCAAUAGAGCUAAAACUGAUUUCAUCUCAUUAUUGAUAUCUUUUUCUAGGUAUGACUUAGACCUGCUAUUCUAUUCCUGUGAUUAUGAGAGAGGUAUGAAUGUGAAUCUGUCCAAGACAUAGUGUCAAGAUCCUACUUUAAUUCCUUCCAGAUGACUCACCUACUGGUAUUUGGUCAAUCAGCAUCUCCAAGUGUAUCUCCUUGGUGAUGGUUCAGUAAUAUUUCAUUUUUGAUGACACAGUCAAAAAGUCCUGGGUGCCCCAUAGACUGGCAUCUUCCUCGCUCCAGCCAAUAUUCCUAUUUCAUGGAUUUUUUUGAGACCUAAUUGCUAAUGACAAUGACCCCUCCCCACCUUCUUUAUGAAGAAUACAUCAUUUCUCUGUUGGAAACUUCAGUUUUAAAAUGCUGCUACAUGGAGACUCUGCUAUCUAGAGCAUCAGAGCAGAAUAUGCUUUUGAGAAAACUGGCCUCAUCUCCUCCAGGAAGACAUUCUUAUCCUGUCCCUGUAUGAGUAAGCAAAUGCAAGCAAAUAUCUAUAGGAAAUACACUAAAAGUCUAUCUGUAUGAUACCAAGAAAUCUAUUUUAACUGACUUUUCAUCCUGGACUAAAUAUUAAGCUUAGAAUCAUAUGAAUAGAAGCACCAGAGUGACCCAACCCCAAAUCACACAGGCACAUGUGCAGAUGCAUACAAACUCAUACUCACGUGUGCAUAAAUUGCUUAACAGAAGGCAUUGGAAUAUAUUAGCUUUUUUCAUUAGGGAAAGGAGCUGAUAUCAUUGAGCAUCUACUGAGCAUGUCUCAGGCUUGCUGGUAGAUACUUAAAUCACAUUAUCUUCAUCACAGUCUCACUAUAGCUGUGAUUUAUUUCUCUGAUGCUAAAACCAAGGAUCAGGGAUUGAUACAGCUUCUCUAAAUUGUGUAGAUACUGAAAAUGAAAAAUGUGUUUCUUUUUUGUUUCUCUUUUUUCAAUCCAGCAUGUUAAUAGCAGCUUGUGAACUG
Acinonyx jubatus (cheetah) is the source of this 3895-nucleotide messenger RNA. RefSeq names its product thyrotropin releasing hormone receptor (gene TRHR). Gene Ontology annotation, biological process: phospholipase C-activating G protein-coupled receptor signaling pathway. Gene Ontology annotation, molecular function: thyrotropin-releasing hormone receptor activity. Gene Ontology annotation, cellular component: membrane. The transcript is spliced from 3 exons. The coding region runs from base 307 to 1503 and encodes 398 amino acids. The record is from RefSeq and is a predicted model, not a curated record. Lineage: Eukaryota; Metazoa; Chordata; Mammalia; Carnivora; Felidae.